AUGCUGCUGGAGCCAAAGCAGCUGGACGUCAUCCCCAUCGCGCAGUACGCGGAGGUUACGGGGGCCUGGGUGACGGACGACGAGCGAGUGCUGCAGGCGCUGGACCCCCUGCACGUCUGGGGAGAGGGGUUCUUGGAGACCCGCCUCAAGUGGCGCCGCACCCAGCCCAUCACGCUGCUCGAGCUCCGCGCGUACACGCUGCAGCCGCCCCUGCCGCUGCCGCGGUCGGAGGAGCUGUUCGGCUGCUUCUCGUGGGUCGGGCUGCCAGGGUUGGGCGGCGCGGACGUGGCAGCGGCGGCGGCGCGCAAGGUGCCGGCGCUGGCUGACGACGCCUUUGUGGAGAAGCAGCAGCUGCUGCGGGAUCUGCUGGCUGGGCUCGAUGCAAGUGUCCUGGAGCUGUGA
Monoraphidium neglectum is the source of this 402-nucleotide messenger RNA. RefSeq lists its product as hypothetical. The record is from RefSeq and is a predicted model, not a curated record. The transcript has 2 exons. Bases 1 to 402 code for a protein of 133 amino acids. Lineage: Eukaryota; Viridiplantae; Chlorophyta; Chlorophyceae; Sphaeropleales; Selenastraceae.